This is a messenger RNA of Cylicocyclus nassatus, 519 nucleotides long. The record is from the annotation of a GenBank genome assembly. NCBI's taxonomy places the organism in Eukaryota, Metazoa, Nematoda, Chromadorea, Rhabditida, Strongylidae.
AUGUCGCUUCCAUACGCCGUCCCGCUCCCCGAAAGUGAAGAGGAUCUGCUCGACGUGGAGUUGGAUUAUGAAGAAGAUGCACCAGUCACCGAAGUCCUACCAGCCGCUGCCCCAAGCGAACCAGCCGCUGCGUCAAGAAAACGCCCGAGGCGCAGUCGUCCGCAGCCACCUUGCGCCGAACCCGAAGACCCGCCAAAGAAAAAGGCUUACCGCGAGGACGACACCAAGAAGAUGUUUUACGCGAUAAUCGACGCCCUCGAUGAACAGCGCAGACGGCAGCAACGGCUGGAGGACCAACAAGAUCGCAUCGAAGCCCUCCUCAACGCAGUACUCAAGCAGGGACGAGACAAGGCAUCCGCCUGCCCCAAGGUCCUGCCCACACGCUACUGCGACGUGUGUGAUGUGGCAGGACAUCAAGCAGCGGACUGCCGCAACAAAACAAACAUGGAUCCGGCACGCGUGGAACGCCGUUACAAGAAGAAAGGCAUUUGUAAAAAAUGUCACUGUAUUCACUUGUAA